GUACUUGCACCCUCACACACACUCUCCCGAGAACCAGAAGUCGGUUGGGUGUUUAUAUAAUGAAGAAUUAUGGGGCUGUUUGAUCGAGGUGUUCAAAUGCUUUUAACCACCGUUGGUGCUUUCGCUGCCUUCAGUCUGAUGACCAUAGCUGUGGGAACCGACUAUUGGCUCUACUCCAGAGGGGUUUGCAAGAGCAAAAGUGUCAGUGAGAAUGAAACCAGCAAAAAGAACGAGGAAGUUAUGACCCAUUCUGGAUUAUGGAGAACCUGCUGCCUAGAAGGGAACUUCAAAGGUCUCUGCAAGCAAAUUGAUCACUUCCCAGAGGAUACAGAUUAUGAAGCUGACACAGCAGAAUAUUUCCUCCGGGCCGUGAGGGCCUCAAGCAUCUUCCCGAUCCUGAGUGUGAUUCUACUUUUCAUGGGUGGACUCUGCAUCGCAGCCAGCGAGUUCUACAAGACUCGACACAACAUCAUCCUGAGUGCUGGCAUCUUCUUCGUGUCUGCAGGUCUGAGUAACAUCAUUGGCAUCAUAGUGUACAUAUCUGCCAAUGCCGGAGACCCCUCCAAGAGCGACUCCAAAAAGAAUAGUUACUCGUAUGGCUGGUCCUUCUACUUCGGGGCCCUGUCCUUCAUCAUUGCCGAGAUGGUCGGUGUGCUGGCCGUGCACAUGUUUAUCGACCGGCACAAACAGCUGCGGGCCACGGCCCGCGCCACGGACUACCUCCAGGCCUCCGCCAUCACCCGCAUCCCCAGCUACCGCUACCGCUAUCAGCGCCGCAGCCGCUCCAGCUCCCGCUCCACCGAGCCCUCACACUCCAGGGACGCCUCCCCCGUGGGCCUCAAGGGCUUCAACACCUUGCCGUCCACGGAGAUCUCUAUGUACACCCUCAGCAGGGACCCCCUGAAGGCCACCACCACGCCCACCGCCACCUACAACUCCGACAGGGAUAACAGCUUCCUCCAAGUUCACAACUGUAUCCAGAAGGAAAACAAAGACUCUCUCCACUCGAACACAGCCAACCGCCGGACCACCCCCGUAUGAAGCCACGGGGCCCUCGCUAGCGCCUGCCCUGCCGGGUCCCAGGCAGAGCCCGAGAGUCGGGGCAUGGCCCGGCCUGUGGGGUGGGCCUGGGGGUAGGGGAGGGUGGGG
Myotis davidii is the source of this 1149-nucleotide messenger RNA. It is a transcript of the gene CACNG2, whose product is annotated as calcium voltage-gated channel auxiliary subunit gamma 2. The record is from RefSeq and is a predicted model, not a curated record. Gene Ontology annotation, molecular function: voltage-gated calcium channel activity; channel regulator activity. Gene Ontology annotation, biological process: transmission of nerve impulse; regulation of AMPA receptor activity; postsynaptic neurotransmitter receptor diffusion trapping. Gene Ontology annotation, cellular component: postsynaptic density membrane; voltage-gated calcium channel complex; AMPA glutamate receptor complex. The transcript has 4 exons. Lineage: Eukaryota; Metazoa; Chordata; Mammalia; Chiroptera; Vespertilionidae. Bases 70 to 1041 code for a protein of 323 amino acids.